Messenger RNA from Ostreococcus lucimarinus CCE9901, 537 nucleotides. RefSeq lists its product with no specific name. The record is from RefSeq and is a predicted model, not a curated record. NCBI's taxonomy places the organism in Eukaryota, Viridiplantae, Chlorophyta, Mamiellophyceae, Mamiellales, Bathycoccaceae. The transcript has a single exon. The coding region runs from base 1 to 537 and encodes 178 amino acids.
AUGCGGGCGCGGGGCGAGGUGCCGCGGGAGACGACGCUGCUCGCGGCGGUGAAUCCGAUGCUCGGCGCGUCCGAGGCGGUGCGGAUGCUGCGAAAGAGGGAAUGCGGCGCGGAUGGAUUCAUCUCGCAGCCGGCGCUGUUGCAAAAUCGGUUCGAGGCGUGGCGGGAGGCGUGCGAAAGAAGCGGCGCGUUGGACGGCUUGGACGGCGGCGGCGACGGCGCGCUCGCGGGAUUGUUUCUGGGCGUGUCCACCGCGAGAACGGCGAAGAGUUUGGAGUUUUGGUAUAAACUGACCGGCGUCGACGUCGAGGACGCCGAUGCGCGCGCGCUUCGCGAUGAGUACGUCGAACGCGCGCGGACGAUGACGCGGGAACGAUUCGACGACUGGACGUUUGAACGCGUCGAGCUCGCCGCGGUGCACGCCAUCUCCUUCGCUCGCGCCUCGGGGUUACACGUCAUGCCCGUGACCGCGGGUGGGUACGAGCACGCCGCGCGACUCGCGCGCGACGUUUUACCGGCGUUUAGGCAAACAUCGUAG